AUGAACAUGCUGUCGCCUGACGGUAUCUGCCACAGCUUUGACGACCGCGCGAACGGCUACAGCAGAGGCGAGGGUGUCAUAGUCAUGAUUCUCAAAAAGUUGUCCACGGCAAUCUCAGAUGGGGACAACAUACGUGCUGUCAUUCGAGGCACAGGAUCAAAUCAAGACGGCCGAACACCAGGGAUCACCCAACCAAGUUCGGUGUCGCAAGAGAACCUUAUCCGACAUACAUACCGGACUUGCAAUCUUGGAUUCGAAUCGACACGCUACAUAGAAGCUCACGGCACCGGAACGCAAAUCGGAGAUGCCAUGGAAAUGAGAGCUCUUGGUGCUGUCUUCAGAACCGCUCGCUCGCCCAAAGCGCCUCUUUUUGUUGGGUCUGUCAAGACCAAUAUUGGACACCUUGAGGGUGGAAGUGGACUGGCCGGGAUUGCCAAAUCCAUCCUCAUUCUUGAGAAAGGUUUCAUACCACCGAACGCGCUGUUUGAGAGACUGAACACGAAAGUCAAUGCUAAACGAAAUAACAUCCAGGUCCCAGAGUCCUGUAUUCGUUGGCCAGGUGAAGGCUUGCGUCGAAUCUCCGUCAACUCGUUUGGGUUCGGUGGCUCGAAUGCUCACGCUAUUCUCGACGAUGCGUAUCAUACACUUGAAACGCUUAGUUUCCGAGACAGUCUCCGUAGCAUCGUAACACCGAGAGUUGCGCUGCCAGGAACUUCGAACGGACACCGUCAGAACGAUGUGAAAGUGAUGGGAUCAGUAUCGGAAGAGAAAGUCGACGGACCAACUUCUGGUAUCGACGAUGCUGGGAGAGCUAAUGACGUGACUUCAUCAUCUGCUGACGUCGUGACCUUGACGCGUACCAAUGGGCUGUCAGCAAUCCUUGGUGAAACAGAAACCCAAUCGACCAAGGGCUCAGAGAAGAAGACCGACGGCAAUACUGUAUCAAACGGCACAUCUCCAAACUACCGCCAGAUUCUAGUCUUCACUGCCCGCGACGAAGCGGCCUUGAAGCGAAUCCAUCAGCAAUACGCAGAAUACUACGAUCGCAGCAUAGUUGGAGCGCCCAGAAUGCUGGAUGAUCUCGCUUAUACACUCGCGACGCGUCGAAACACAAUGGCCAUGCGAUCAUUCAUAGUCGCCGAUUCGGACUCAUCGUCUUCGAGUUUAGGCCUGCCGAAUUUGAACUGCGUACGAUCGUUGGGGGAGCCACAGCUUUGCUUCGUAUUCACGGGCCAAGGUGCCCAGUAUGUGAAUAUGGGGCUCGAACUUAUUGAUUAUCCAGUGUUCAAGGACGUUCUGACUCAGGCCGAUCGCGUUUUCCAGAGCACUGGGGCUGAAUGGUCCUUAUUCGAUGAGAUGAAAAGCGGAGAGAGGAUCAAUCUCCCGCAGUUCAGUCAACCCCUAUGCACCGCUCUCCAGAUAGCCCUUGUUGAGUUGUUGAAAAGCUUCCACAUUGCUCCGGUGGCUGUCGUUGGCCACUCAUCCGGUGAGAUUGCGGCUGCAUACGCUAUUGGUGCGUUGUCUCUCGAGUCUGCCUGCAGAAUUUCAUAUCACAGGGGUAGACUGAGUGGCCAGUUGGCUGCGCAGUUGGCAUCUUCCAUUAAGACUGGAGCCAUGAUGUCUGCCAAUCUUCAAGAAGGCCAAGUUCGUGCAUAUAUCGACAAGUAUCGUUUGGACGCGAAUAUCCGAGUAGCCUGCGUCAACAGUCCUUCGAAUGUGACUUUGGCGGGGCCUGAAGCAGACGUCGAUGCACUGAAAUGUCAUCUGGAUGACGACCGCAUAUUCGCACAGAAGCUGAAUACUGGAAUCGCAUACCACACUGCGGUUAUGAAUGAGAUGGCCCAGGAAUACGUUUCGUGCCUGAGCAAUCUCGUUGAGUCGACACCUGGAUCUUGUGCUACCUUGAUGGUGUCUUCAGUCACAGGACAAAGAGUAACCGCAACAGACUUGUGUACGGCACAAUACUGGGCCGACAACCUUACUUCGCCAGUGCGCUUCCUCGAUGCGCUCCAGUAUCUCGCAAUAGCUGCACCGAAGCUAGAUGGUAUCAAAGCGAUAUCCGACUACAUUGAAGUCGGCCCCCACGGAGCACUACGGCGACCCAUCAAGGAGACAUUAAGCCAGGUGCCGAAUUACAGGACCUUCGCAUAUGUAUCCAUCUUAUCGAAGCUUGUGUCAUCUAUAAAGACAACAAUGAAAGUAGCCGGUCAUCUCUUCACCCGUGGCUACCCUGUCUCCAUCGCUGCAGUCAAUCGAUACACAGCUAGCUCAAACUUGCCCAUGCUACUCUCGGAUAUACCAAAGUAUCCGUUCGAUCGUACUCAACAGCAUUGGUUUGAAAGCCGACUAAGCCGUGACUGGCGUCUGCGCGGCGCUGCUCCAAGAAGUGUACUUGGCAUACGUGUGACCGACUGGAAUCCACUUGAACCGCGAUGGCGCAAGAUGCUCUCUACCCAAGAGAUGCCUUGGAUUGCGGAACAUGUCGUAUCUGGCGUCAUAGUGUUUCCUGCGGCUGGUAUGAUCGUCAUGGCGCUCGAAGCCGUAAAACAAACAGUGCAGUCGCACCAGACACUAUCCGCGUUUCUGGUCAAGGAAGCCACAUUUGCGACUCCAAUAUUUGUCGACACGGAACGGAAGACCGAGGUUGUGACACAACUGCGUCCAAUCAAGGCGGCUUACGAGCGAGAAGCCCUGCGAUUCGAUGUCGUAAUCUUUUCGAUCGACGACAGUGGAAGAUGGACGGAGUGUUUCAAGGCUACCGUUCAUGCUCAGCCUAAGACGGGUGCCACAUCCGAAGUUGACGGAGGACUUGAAGCACGUGAAACCGCGGAAACCUGCGUCAGCCGCUACAAGGAAGCAAAGCUUUCGUGCACUAAGCGUAUCAAUUCGCAAGACUUCUAUGAAUGGCUAGACAGACAGGGUCUCUCAUAUGGCGAAGCUUUCGCUCUUUCGAAAGACAUCUUCUGGGACGGGAGUGAGCUCUGUGUAUCGCGCGUCGACAACUCUGGAGAGCUCUAUGAGGGCGUGAUGCAUCCAACUGUGCUCGACAACUGCCUGCAGCUGUGCUGCACAGCGCCUUCGGGAGGAAUGACCAAGAAGCUAUCGACAUUCAUUCCAAGUAGUAUGCGCGACCUCUGGGUUUCCGCAACGGGGUGGCAGCAUCCACAAACCAAUUCGAUUCGGAUCAUGACCCAGGCGAGGCCGAACAUACAAAUGACCGGGCUAAACUGCUCUAUGAUGGCUUUCAGUGAACCUGGACAACUACUCUGCGAUGCUAAACACCUUGGCAUGUCAGCCGUCGCCGGCAAGGCAUCCGCAGAUGGUGAUCAAAAACGAUUGGUGCAUAGCAUCGAUUGGAAGCCGCAGCUAUCUCUGCUCACCAAGCAACAACUUUCUGAACACUGCAGGUCGAACAACAAGGAUGACGAAACCUCGGAGAUAGAAUACUGCAUCUCGUUGGAAGAUGCUAUCCGCGCACGACUCCAACGCAUUCUUCCCCAACUCCAAGGUUUGGUGGAACCAGGGACACCUACUCAUCUCAAGCGAUUCGUGAUGUGGAUCGAGCGACAGCUCCGGCAAACGCCAGGCAAAGCUGCGGAUGAAGUUAGUGAUGCAGAGCUCGGCUUGAGGCUUGAACGCCUUCGAGAGAAUAGACCAUCCUGGAGAUUGUGUCUUGAAGUGCUCGACAACUUGCCUUCAAUCAUCCGCGGCGAGACUGAUGCACUUGGUCUACUCUUCACGACACCUGUAGCUCACGACCUGUAUGAUGCUUUCUUCCGCCGCACAUGCAAUGAGAAGCUAUCCAGGUAUCUUGAACUGACCGUCCACCAAAACCCUAAUCAGAAGAUUCUUGAAGUUGGAGCGGGAACCGGCGGCAUGACGAAUCAGAUCUUGACGAUGCUACACCAAAUUGAACAACGUACUGGUGGCACUUCCUUCCGCGAGUACGUUUACACCGACAUCUCACCCGCCUACUUCGAAGGGGCUCGUGAACGCUUCGCGAACUACGGGAGUCGCAUGACCUUCAAGACCAUCGACCUCGAAAGCGACAUCAGUGCGAACAUCGAGCCUGGAUCGUGCGACAUGAUUUUUGCGGGCAGUGUGUUGCAUGCCACCAAGAACCUGGCUAAAACUAUGCGCAAUCUUCGGCGUGCACUGAAACCCGGCGGCCAGCUUGUCUUCCUGGAGAUUACACAAGCUCCAGAAUGCUUCCCUAUGAGCUUUGGUUUUGGUGUGCUUCCAGGGUGGUGGUGUGCCGAGGAAACGUCUCGCGAAUGGUGCCCAACGCUCACCGAGGUGCAGUGGGAUGUUUUGCUGAAAGAGACUGGUUUUACGGGCAAUGAGUUGCUUGUAAAGGAUCAUGAGGACCCAAGAGCGAACUACGUGACUAUCAUCACUUCCACAGCCGAGAAGACACCGAAAGCACUAAUUGAGGUCUCGAGAGUGUUACUCAUCAUCAAUAAUCAUGAUGAGCAGCAGGAAAACCUGGCGCGAGCGGUGUCGACUGCGAUAUCCGCUUCGUUCACUUGUCAGGUAAUCGUUUUUACGCUUCCUGACAUUGCUGAAGCGAAAGUUGGUCCAUCAGAUUGUAUCCUAUUCCUCGCAGAUAUGCAAGGAUCAAUCUUGGCUGAGCCAUCGAAAGAUGAGUUCCGACUGAUUCAGACCUGGUUGCAACAGUCGAAACACCUGCUCUGGGUGACUGCAGCGCUCACAUCUCAGCAAUUUUCGCCAUGUACCAGUAUCAAGGACGGUUUACUAAGAGUGAUACGAGCCGAGAAUAAUAGCAAGAGGAUCAUCUCUCUCACUCUGGAGCACGACGCUUCCGACCUCCAAGUCUGUCAGCAGUGCAUCGUACAAGUUUUCCGCUCAGCAUUCGAGGACGCGUCCCCCGAGCUAGAGUACACGGUUCGAGACGGAAAGAUUAUGACUGGUCGUCUCGUCUUCGAAGCUGGUCUUAAUAGGGAUGUGGUUUCUUGCAUGUUGCCAAUCACGAGACACGAAGCAUGGCUCCCAGGGCCACCUCUAAAACUACACGUUGCGUCGCGAGGCUCUCUCGAAUCGUUGUGUUUCAUCGAAGACCAGUACCUCACCGAGCUUGGUCCAACAGAGAUUGAGGUUGAGACCCAAGCUUGGGCCGUCGGCUUCCGCGAUGUAUUCGGUGCACUUGGCCGGCUGGAUGAAAACGAAUUCGGCACGGAUUGCGCCGGUAAAGUCACAAGGGUUGGUUCUAAAUGUACCCAACUACGUCCUGGAGAUCGCGUGAGUACGUCAAUGUUUGGCUGUAUGCGCACGUAUGUGUACUGUGAUGAGGGAGAUGCCAUCAAGGUUCCGGACACGCUCUCCUUGGACGAGGCUUGUGGAGUCAUUAACCCAGUAAUGACGGCGUGGCACUCUCUCGUGGAUGUAGCGCGCCUUCAGAAGGGUGAGAAGAUCCUCAUCCAUGCGGCGUCCGGCGGUACAGGACAGGUCGCGAUCCAAGUCGCCCAAAUGCUCGGUGCUGAAGUCUACGCUACUGUGGGUUAUGAUCAUAAGAAAGAGUUGCUUAUCAAGAAAUAUGGUAUUCCAGCUACCAACAUCUUCUAUUCCAGAGAUCUGAGCUUUGCUCAAGGCAUCAUGCGAGUCACCAAAGGAUAUGGGGUAGAUGUGGUGCUAAACUCACUAGUUGGCGAAGGUCAGAAAUCAUCAUGGGAAUGUGUCGCUCCGUAUGGAAGAUUCGUUGAGAUAGGCAAGGCCGACAUCUACGCAAACUCACCGCUGCCCAUGGCGAGUUUCGCACACAACAGGACUUUCUCCGCAGUCGACCUUCGCGACCUUGCUUUCCACCGGCCAGAAGCGUCAAGAGCGCUCUUCCAUAGGACAAUGAACUUAGUCCAGGAAAAGGCAAUUUUCUGCCCAACACCAUUGAACAAGUUUCCAGUAUCGGCAAUCGAAGACGCCUUCCGGUACAUGCAAACCGGUAGAAGCACGGGACGUGUUAUUGUCACGCUAGACCAUGGCGAUGUGAAAAAUCUCAUACAUCGACCUGCCUGGACAUUCGAUUCCGAAGCCGCGUAUCUGGUCGUCGGAGGUUUGGGGGGCGUGGGACGUUCUAUCCUCCGCUGGAUGAUAUCGAGAGGCGCAAAACAGUUGAUAGUGCCCUCCAGAUCCGGACCUCGCGGCGAAGCUGCCUUCAAGAUUGUGAUCGACGCAAUCAAAUCGGGAGUCACUAUUCUAACGCCAAGCUGUGACGUUUCAGACAUGGCUUCGCUCAAACUGAUGCUUGAUGAGUGUGCACCAGUCGUAGGUCCAAUUCGUGGGUGCAUAAAUGCGGCCAUGGUUCUGCAAGAUUCGAUUUUCGACAACAUGACGCACGCUCAAUGGAAAAAGACCAUCGACUCGAAAGUCAAGUCGUCGUGGAAUCUUCAUGCUGUACUCCCGAAUGACCUAGACUUCUUCAUCCUGCUCUCAUCUGCUGCUGGCGUUCUUGGCAACGCUGGUCAAUCCAACUACGCAGCAGGCUGCACAUUCCAAGAUGCACUGUCUUCGUUUCGGAAGUCCCAGGGACGAAAGACAGUGUCGAUUGACCUCGGUCUGAUGAGUACGGUUGGCUUCGUGGCGGAAAAUGAAGGCGUCAAGAAAACCCUGGAGAGGUAUGAAGGUUUGAGAGCAAUCGACGAAGCAGAGUUUCUCGCACUCAUGGAUAUCCUUUGCGACCUUGAGCACCCGCCAAAUAUUUCAACCAUCAAUGGUCAAGUGACCAUGGGUAUCACCACGCCGGCAGAUCUGGCCCUCGACAACGGCACCAUGCCCAUGGAGCAUAUGCACCAAUCCCUCUUCGCCUACUUUGUUCAGACAGAAGCCAUGGCGAGCAGCUCCAUGCAAGCAAACGGUGUGAACUCGGCAGCCCUGUUUCGACAAGCCGAAAGUGUGGAGGAGAUGGAUCGCAUCGUCGUCGAAUCCUUGGUAAGGAAGAUAGCACGUGCGCUGUCCAUGUCUUUGGAAGACGUAGAUACCGACAAGGCUCUACAUUUGUACGGAGUGGAUUCGCUCGUUGCGGUGGAAAUUCGUAACUGGAUCACAAAGGAGUUCAUGGCGGAUGUGCCGGUGUUCGAGUUGAUGAGCGGGAAGUCGAUUCUGGCUAUCGCACAGCUGGUGACUAAGAACAGCCAGAUCAGGAAGACGGUAGCCAAAGCAUAA
This is a messenger RNA of Alternaria postmessia, 7176 nucleotides long. Its product is annotated as putative PKS/NRPS-like protein biosynthetic cluster. The record is from RefSeq and is a predicted model, not a curated record. The transcript has 6 exons. Gene Ontology annotation, biological process: secondary metabolite biosynthetic process; fatty acid biosynthetic process. Gene Ontology annotation, molecular function: fatty acid synthase activity; oxidoreductase activity; phosphopantetheine binding. Lineage: Eukaryota; Fungi; Ascomycota; Dothideomycetes; Pleosporales; Pleosporaceae. The coding region runs from base 1 to 7176 and encodes 2391 amino acids.